CUUAGUAACAACUAACAAGUUGCCCUAGCAAAAGCCCUGAAGGAUAUAGAUAAUACUGUGGUAAUUGUCACAAAGGCUCUACCGAAACUGACGUUACUGAGUGGUCGGAGCUAAUAAUGAGCACUAAAGUGUUGAACAUGUUGUCUGUUUGUUUAUGCUUUAAUGUUUAAUAGUUCUGCUGUUUGUUUAAUAUUUAAUAAAUCUUUUAAUCCUUGUUGAACGGCUUUACUUCUUUUUUUUUUUUUUUGCCUUAUAUUUAAGAAAGUAACGAGUUUUUAAUGUGAUCGAAAGCAAGUUAAAGAAUGAGACAUGACAACAGUUCUUGGAUAUUUUACUGUUGUCGCGUAUGACAAGGAUGCGGGGGAAUGGGACACGGAGAAAGUCGCUGAUCCGUCUCAGAGCGACUUUUUUCUUUUUCUUAAUUUCUUUUAUUAGUUUUUUUAAUGUUUAUGGAAAACAUAUCAGGCAUUAUAUAUGGACAUAGUUAUCCACCAGGCAAAUACAAUUAUUAGUACACCAUAGCUACCACUUUCUGACUUGUACCUUCGUGCGGUCAGAACGAUAGCAGAUAACAACUCUCUGUAUCUAUGGUAGCAGACGCACCGGAAACAUGGUAUGUCACAUGAUUUAAACGACCAAUAAAAUUAAGUCUGACUUCUUAUCUCUCUCAAUGAACUUGCAUUUCUCUGUCCGCCUCAGUGAUGCUAGCUUUGCUAGGGUCGCAUCUACUUCAUGGUCGCAUUUCUACCCCGUUCCGACUUCUAUGGAACCACCUAUGGAUAAGUUUGCCAGCUUUCCAAGCUUCGCAACUGGCUGUGUAACUCUCAGAACUCCCAGCAAACCGUUCGCGUGACCUCGAGACUAUAGUGCAGUCGCGCUCGAGCAGAAGUGGUCAGUCCAAUAAUUACAUGAACAGUCCAGACAGGUUCUUAUUAUAACAAGUACUGAGACACCAAUGAUGAAGGAGUUAAGGCCUUGUAUGCAGUUUCAGUCUGACAGUACUUUAACAAUAAACAAAGACAAAUCAACUAUGAGCCUACAAGAGCAGGAAACUAUGUCUACCAUUAAAAGUGAAUUCCAGGUUCUGUGUACACUCAUCAAGUGUGAACCAAGCUCUGCAGUUGAUCUACAGAAAUAUUCGAGUGUAAAUCUGAUGACAGAAAGUUCGUUUUCUUCUUAUUCUAGAGCGACAAAUGGGUCACAGACUAACCUUGUGCAGCUUGAGAACAGCUCUGGUCAAUUGUAUGACAUGAAAUCUGAGCUUGCUACACACAGUCAGCAGUUAAACUUACAGCAUGAUUGUGGUGUGAAACAGGAGUUUCAUCAUCAAGAUGCCAUUUGUUCUAUCAAAACUGAAGAAACUGCUAGUCAAGAACUUCCUCACAUAAACAUUGAGCCUUCUGCACACAAUCAGCAGACAAACUGCAAAAAUGAAAAUGUUGUGAAGUUGGAGUUCACUUCUCAAUGUGCCACAUGUUCUGUUAAAACUGAGCAAGCUCCUGAUAAAAAAUUGCAUUAUAUAAAGACUGAGUAUUUUGCACACUUUCAACAUAGUGACGUGAAACAUGAGUUCCACUCUCAAGAUGCCAGUUGGUCAAUUAUGACUGAGCAUGAUCAUGUGCAGGAUGCAAAGACAGAAGAGCAGCUUGUGAUUAAGCAAGAACAAAAUGAUACUCACAUAGUGAAGACUGGGACAGACUUGUGCACUCAGCAGGAAGUGUGCCAGCAUGACAGUAGUGAGACAGUUCAAGAGAUGAGUACUGUUAGUUGUAAAACUCCUGAGGUUAUGGAUAUUGUCACAGGAAGCCCUCAGCAUCAGACAAAUUCAUGUGUCACAGAAGUUGCUGUCACCAUUGAUUCAAACAAACAUGUCAACAGUGUCACUAAAACCAAUCAGUGCAAGGUGUGCAUCUCUUGUUUCAGAUUUCCAUACUUACUAAAGAGACAUAUGCUGAUCCACAGUGAUAAGAGACCUCACCAGUGUGGUAUGUGUAAAGCAGCUUUUAGACACUCAAGUCAUUUAAAAGAGCACAUGCUGACCCACAGUAAUGCUAGGCCAUUUCAGUGCAGUGAGUGUAAAGCUGCAUUUAAAACAUCAAGAGCUUUAAAACAACACAUUGAAGCCCACAGUGAUGAGAAACCUUAUCAGUGCAGUAAGUGUAAAACCACUUUUAGGCGCUCACAGUAUUUAAAAAGGCACAUGCUGACCCACAUAUUCGAGAAACCUCACCAGUCCAGUGACUUUCAAACAACGUUUAAACCCUCCAAAGAUUUAAAAAUGCACAUUUUUACUCAGAGUGAGGAAAAACCUUACCCGUGCAAUAUGUGUACAGCUACUUUUAGGCGCUCAAGUAAUUUGAAAGAGCACAUGCUGACCCACAGUGAUGAGAAACCUCACCAGUGUAGUGUGUGUAAAGCUAGUUUUAAGCAGGUACUAGGUUUAAAACAUCACAUGGUAAUUCACAGCGAUGUUAAACCUUAUAAGUGCAGCGUAUGUAAAGCUGCUUUUAAAAGAUCAUAUACCUUAAAAGAGCACAUGCACAUGCACACCCACGUUAAGGAGAAACCUCACCAGUGCAUUGUGUGUAAAGCUGGUUUUAGGCAAUUGUACGAAUUGAAAAGGCACAUGGUGGCCCAUAGUGAUGAGAAACCUCACCAGUGUAGUGUGUGUAAAUCUGCUUUUAGACGCUCGAAUGAUUUAAAAAAACAUGUGCUGACCCACAAUGAUGAGAGACCUUACCAGUGUAGUGUGUGUAAAAGUUCAUUUAAGUGUUCAGGAGGUUUAAGAAGUCACAUGUUGACCCACAGUAAUGUUAGACCUCACCAGUGCAGUGUAUGUAAUAUGGCUUUUAAGUCCUCAGCUGUUUUAAAAAAAGCACAUGAUGACCCACGGUGGUGUGAAACCACACCAAUGCAGUGUAUGUAAGAAUUCAUUUAGGUCCUUAUGGCAUUUAAAGCACCACAUGUUGAGGCACAGUGAUGCAAGACCUCACAAGUGCAGUUCGUGUAAAGCUACUUUUAAGCGUCCAGAAUCUUUAAGAUCGCACAUGUUGAC
Molecule: messenger RNA, 3055 nt
Organism: Pomacea canaliculata
Lineage: Eukaryota; Metazoa; Mollusca; Gastropoda; Architaenioglossa; Ampullariidae
Product: zinc finger protein 2 homolog
Exons: 2
Coding region: 956-2926 (656 amino acids)
Source: RefSeq, a predicted model, not a curated record